AUGAACGGAAACACACCUCCACCUCCUCCACCUCCUCCGGGAAAGAGGAAGGCUCCUCCGUUACCGGAGUCGAGUAAUAAGAGGCCACCUCCACCUCCUCCUGCUGAGAAGGUUGGUGGUAAUGGAGUCUCCAAAACUGCUCCACCGCCUCCACCCGGUAUGAAGAAUAAUGCCAAACGGAUUCCUCCACCUCCUCCAGGAAUGUCACGUGGAUCUGUUCCAGCACCUCCACCUCCAGGAUUGAAAGGACCUGCUUCGAAGCAGGGCAGAAAAGAGCUGCUUGAGCAGAAGAAGAGGAAAUGGAGACAGAUACAGAAAAGCAGAUACGUGGAACGGGCUGUGAGGAAAGGAACUUUUGUCCAUCCCACGAAGUCAGAAAUGCCCCCUGAGCAUCUACGGAAGAUUGUUGCUGAUCAGGGAGAUCUUUCGUCGAAGAGAUUCUCGACUGAUAAGAGGGCUGUUCUGGGGUCGUUGAAGUAUAUGCCACAUGCAUGUUUGAAACUCUUGGAGAAUAUGCCUCAGCCGUGGGAACAGACGAAGGAUGUUCGAGUAUUGUAUCAUAACUCUGGAGCCAUUACGUUUGUGAACGAAGUGCCCAGAGUAAUAGAACCUGUCUAUGUGGCCCAAUGGGCCAACACCUGGACCAUGAUGAGAAAGGAAAAGCGGGACAGAAAGCAUUUUAAGAGAAUGAGAUUUCCCGCUUUUGAUGAUGAAGAGCCUCCUUUGGAUUUUUCGGAAAAUAUCGAGGAUGUUGAGCCACUAGAACCUAUUCAGAUGGAUCUUGACGAAGUUGAAGAUGAGGCCGUUAAGGACUGGUUGUACGAUGAUCAUCCUUUGGUAGAUGAAAAGGAGUUCGUCAAUGGUCCUUCUUACAGAAAAUGGAAGCUCAAUCUUAAACAGAUGGCUGAUCUGUAUCGGUUGUCCACCCCUUUGGUAUCGGAUAUCGUGGACCCAAACUACUACUAUCUGUUCGAUAAGAAAUCUUUCCUGACAGCCAAGGCAUUGAAUGUUGCCCUUCCUGGAGGUCCUAAGUUUGAGCCUCUUUUCAAAGAUAUUGAUCCUGAAGACGAGGAUUUCAGUGAGUUCAAUGCCAUUGACAGAAUCAUCUACAGAGUUCCCAUAAGGACGGAGUACAGGGUUGCCUUCUCGCACCUUUACAACUCGAUUGCUAGGUCAGUUGAGUUGGCCUGGUACCAUGCACCUUCUGUCCUGUUCAUCAAGAGCGAUGAUCCGGAUCUUCCUGCUUUCUACUUCGAUCCCUCGUUUCACCCGAUCAUCCCAAUCGGUUCGAAGGCCAAAACCCGAGAAUUAGAUUUCGAGGAGGAUGUGUUUGAUGAAGAAACCGGCCAGGACCUGGAUGACUUCACUCUCCCUGAAGUCGUAUCUCCAUUACUGGAAGAUGAAGAGCUGGAAGACGAAGAAACUUAUGGCUCUAUUGCUCUUUGGUGGGCACCAUACCCUUUCAAUCGUCGCAGUGGCCGGGCAGUGAGAGCCCAGGAUGUCCCUUUGAUUAAGCACUGGUACUUGCAGCAUCCUCCUUCAGAAUAUCCUGUGAAGGUGAAAGUAUCCUACCAAAAGCUCAUGAAGAAUUACGUGCUCAAUGAGCUGCACGAUCAGCCACCAUCUGAGGGAGCCAAAGCGGACCUUCUCAAAGAGCUGAAGAACACAAAGUUCUUUCAAGAAACUACCAUUGACUGGGUUGAGGCUGGUCUUCAAGUUUGUCGGCAGGGGUUCAAUAUGCUGAAUUUGCUCAUCCAUAGAAAGGGUUUGACUUAUCUUCAUCUGGACUAUAACUUCAAUCUGAAGCCUACGAAAACACUCACCACCAAGGAGAGAAAGAAGUCCAGAUUUGGGCACGCAUUUCAUCUGAUGCGUGAGAUCUUGAAGAUUGUGAAGCUGGUUGUUGAUGCGCACGUGCAAUAUAGACUUGGUAAUCUGGAUGCCUACCAGCUUGCCGAUGGUCUGCACUACAUCUUCAACCAUCUAGGACAACUGACCGGAAUCUACCGUUACAAGUAUAAAGUGAUGCACCAGAUCAGACAGUGCAAAGACCUGAAGCAUGUCAUUUACUACAAGUUCAACAAGGUCAUAGGCAAAGGUCCCGGUUGUGGUUUCUGGCAACCGUCAUGGAGAGUUUGGUUGAACUUCAUGCGUGGUAACAUUCCUUUGCUUGAAAGAUGGCUCGGUAACUUGUUGGCUCGUCAAUUUGAGGGACGUCAUUCCAAAGAAGUUGCAAAAACUGUCACCAAACAGAGAGUGGAUUCAUACUACGAUUUGGAGCUGCGUGCUUCCGUGAUGCAUGACAUUCUGGACAUGAUUCCCGAGGGUAUCAAACAGAAUAAGUCCAAGACCAUAUUGCAACACUUGAGUGAGGCAUGGCGGUGUUGGAAAGCAAACAUUCCAUGGAAAGUCCCUGGGUUGCCUGAGCCAAUCGAGAAGAUCAUUGAAAGAUACGUCAAGGCAAAGGCAGACAGUUGGAUCUCCGUGGCUCAUUACAAUAGAGAACGUCUCAAGCGUGAUGUUACGGUGGACAAAAGUGUUGCCAGAAAGAAUCUGGGAAGACUUACACGUCUCUGGAUUAAAAACGAGCAGGAGCGUCAGCAAAACUUUCAAAAGGACGGGCCCUAUAUCUCUCCGAGAGAAGCUGUGACCAUAUUCACAAUGAUGGUUCACUGGCUCGAAAGCAGGAGGUUUGUGCCAAUCCCAUUUCCACCAGUUAACUACAAGCACGAUACAAAGAUACUCGUUUUGGCACUGGAAAACCUCAAGGAUGCGUACAGUGCAAAGGGCCGUCUGAACUCCAGCCAACGUGAAGAGCUGGCCUUGAUAGAGCAGGCUUAUGACAAUCCACAUGAAUGUUUGGCGAGAAUCAAGAAAUUUUUGCUCACACAACGUGUUUUCAAGGAAGUCAGUCUGGAAAUGAUGGACUAUUAUAGCCAUAUCGUUCCCGUGUAUGAGAUCGAUCCCCUGGAGAAGAUCACAGAUGCUUAUCUGGACCAGUAUCUUUGGUAUGAGAGUGAUAAACGUCAUCUGUUUCCCAACUGGGUCAAGCCAGGUGAUUCGGAAAUCCCUCCUCUGCUGGUGUACAAAUGGUGUCAAGGUAUGAGCAACUUGGAAGACGUGUGGGAUACCAGUGAAGGUCAGUGCGAUGUUUUGCUUCAAACCUCGUUGAACAAGGUAGCAGAGAAGGUUGACUUCACAUUACUCAACCGUCUCUUGAGACUGAUCAUGGACUCAAAUAUGGCCGACUAUAUCACUGCAAAGAACAACGUGAGCAUCACCUACAAAGACAUGAACCAUAUCAACCAGUAUGGGCUUAUCAGAGGUUUGCAGUUCUCUUCGUUUGUUCUACAGUAUUAUGGCUUAAUGCUGGAUCUGUUGAUUCUUGGUUUGGACCGAGCAACUGACCUUGCUGGUCCCCCUCAGAUGCCAAACGAUUUCAUGGAAUUCAGAGACCUUGAGACUCAAGUCAGAAGUCCUAUACGUCUUUACACUCGUUACAUCGACAAGAUCCACAUAUUUUUCAGGUUCUCUCACGAUGAGGCGGAAGAGCUUAUUCAGGAUUAUCUUUCUGAGAAUCCAGACCCCAACUUCGAGCAGAUUGUGGGCUACAAUAACCGUCGUUGCUGGCCCAGAGACUCGCGGAUGAAGCUCAUGCGUCAUGAUGUCCACUUGGGAAGAGCUGUCUUUUGGGAGAUCGAGGGAAGAAUCCCUCGUUCCCUUGCAACUCUUGAAUGGGAAGAGACUCUGGCUUCCGUUUACAGUAAGGACAAUCCGAACUUGCUAUUCACGAUGUGUGGUUUUGAGGUUCGCAUACUGCCAAAGUGCCGCAUGCACGAGGAUUCUUCUUCGAAAGAGGGAGUGUGGGAUCUGGUAGACGAGGCAUCAAAGGAGGUGCUUGCCAAGGCAUAUCUUCAAGUCACUGAAGAAGAAAUCCAGAGGUUCAAUAGCAGAAUCCGCCAAAUUUUGAUGUCCUCGGGCUCCACAACGUUCACCAAGGUUGCUAGUAAGUGGAACACUGCUCUGUUAUCUCUUUUUACCUAUUACCGUGAAGCUGCAGUGAAUACUGAAGCGCUAUUGGAUGCCCUGGUCAAAGCCGAAACCAGAGUACAGACGAGAGUCAAGCUGGGUCUUAACUCUAAGAUGCCUUCAAGGUUUCCUCCUGCUGUGUUCUAUACUCCUAAGGAGUUGGGAGGUCUUGGUAUGCUGAGUGCUUCCCAUAUUCUCAUACCUGCCUCUGAUUUAAGAUGGUCGCAGCAGACCGAUACCGGCAUCACGCAUUUCCGUUCUGGUAUGACCCAUGAUGACGACAAGUUGAUCCCCACGAUCUUCAGAUACAUCACCACCUGGGAAAAUGAGUUCUUGGACUCCCAGAGGGUCUGGGCUGAGUUCACAGAUAAACGUGCCGAGGCUGAGGAGCAAAGACGUCGCUUGACGUUUGAAGACCUCGAAGAAAGUUGGGAUCGAGGUUUGCCCAGAAUCAGUACUCUCUUCCAGAAAGAUCGCCAGACAUUGGCGUUGGACAAAGGUUACAGAAUCAGAAGAGAGUUCAAGCAGUUCUCCUUGCCCAGAUUCAAUCCUUUCUGGUGGGUGUCUGACCGUCACGAUGGUAAGCUGUGGAACCUCAAUGCGUACCGUACAGACGUGAUACAGGCUCUUGGUGGUAUUGAAACCAUCUUGGAGCACACCCUUUUCAAGGGCACGGGAUUCGAGUCCUGGGAAGGUCUGUUCUGGGAGAAGGCUGCUGGCUUCGAAGACUCUUUGAAGAUGAAGAAACUAACAAAUGCCCAGAGAUCUGGUCUGAGUCAGAUUCCCAAUCGUCGUUUUACCCUGUGGUGGUCGCCUACUAUCAACCGUGCUAACGUAUACGUUGGUUUCCUGGUUCAACUUGAUCUUACAGGUAUCUUCCUGCACGGUAAGAUUCCAACUUUGAAGAUCUCACUAAUCCAGAUCUUUAGAGCCCAUUUGUGGCAGAAAAUCCACGAGAGUGUUGUCGUUGAUCUGUGUCAGGUGUUUGACUCUCAGCUUGAUGAGCUGCAAAUCGACAGUGUUGAGAAGGUUCAGAUUCAUCCGAGAAAGUCGUACAAGAUGAACUCUUCCUCGGCUGAUAUCACGCUAGGCAGUUCCUACAAAUGGAGCGUGUCUCGUCCCUCGCUUCUCCAUGAUUCGAACGAUAGAAUGGACGCGGCUUCGACAGACUCUUUCUGGUUGGACGUUCAAUUGCGCUACGGUGAUUAUGACUCUCACGACAUCUCUCGUUACGUUCGUGCAAAGUACUUGGAUUAUACGACGGAUAGUACCAGCACGUAUCCUUCUCCAACAGGUGUUAUGGUUGCAAUUGAUCUGGCGUACAAUAUGUAUGAUGCUUAUGGUAACUGGUUUCCUGGUCUGAAGCCUCUGAUGCAGAAUGCCAUGAAGACAAUCAUGAAAGCCAACCCUGCUCUGUAUGUGUUGAGAGAACGUAUCCGCAAAGGACUGCAGCUCUAUCAGGCCCAGCCUCAAGAGGCAUUCUUGAAUUCGGCAAACUAUGUUGAGCUUUUCAAUCAGGAGACAAAGCUUUUCGUGGAUGACAAAAACGUUUAUCGUGUUGUCUCGCACAGCACUUUCGAGGGUAACACUGCUGUAAAGGUGCUGAACGGUGCAUUGUUCAUUCUCAACCCUAGAAGUGGACAACUGUUCUUGAAGAUCAUUCACAGUUCUGUGUUCGCCGGUCAGAAGCGUAGGACGCAAUUGUCCAAGUGGAAGUCUGCAGAAGAAGUUGCGGCUUUGGUCCGUUCUCUUCCAAGAGAAGAGCAGCCUAGCCAAAUCAUCAUCACCAGAAAGGGUAUAAAGGAUCCUUUGGAAGUUCACAUGCUUGACUUUCCGAACAUAUCAAUCAGACCUUCUGAACUUCAUCUGCCGUUUGGUGCUGCUUUGAAAAUUGACAAACUGCUGGACAUUGUGUCUACAGCCAAGGAACCCCAGAUGGUAUUGUUCAACAUGUACGACGACUGGAUGAAGAGAUCCUCUCCAUACACUGCAUUCAACAGGCUGGUUGUUCUAAUGAGAGCCUUGGAUGUCAAUUCGGAAAAGACCAAGCUUAUUCUGCGCCCAGACUCUUCGAUUAUUACACAGGAACACCAUAUAUGGCCAACUCUCAGCGAGGACCAAUGGAGGGAGGUUGAGUCUCAACUGGGAGACUUAAUCUUGACUGACUAUUCAAAGAAGUACAAUGUCAACAUCUCAUCGCUUACUGAGAACGAGAUCAGAGAUAUCAUGCUUGGACAGGAUGUCAGAGCUCCCUCGGCCCGUCGCCAACAGCUUGCCGAAAUUGAAGGUCAGCCACAGGAUGCUUCUGCUCAGCUCACUGCCGUCAAAACCAAGACUCAAAAUGUCCACGGUGAGGAGAUCGUCACGGUCACUACUACUAACCAAGAACAAUCCAAGUUCUCUUCGAAGUCCGACUGGAGGGUCAGGGCCAUGGCCACUUCUUCGCUGUACUCACGCUCAAGUCGUGUAUAUGUAUCCUCCAAUGAUGUGGUUGACAACGCAGUGGUCCAUGUAAUUCCAAAGAAUUUGCUCACCAAGUUUACGCAAGUGGCAGAUUCGAGAACUCAGAUUGCAGGUUUCUUGUAUGGUCGCUCACCAGCUGAUAACCAACAAGUCAAGGAAGUCAGGUGUAUAGUGAUUGUGCCUCAGCUUGGCGAUGUCCAUAAAGUUUCCCUGCCACAUAAGCUUCCCGAUUCAAAGUAUUUGAAGGGAUUGGAGCCUUUGGGUUGGAUUCACACUUCGCCCGUGGAAUCGGCAGCUUCUGUAUCGGAGUCGACUGAGGCUGUGACUCUAGCAAAUCUGGUGGAAAACAACGAUUCUCUGAACUCAGGUUCCAUCAGCUUGAAUGUGGCUUUCACACCUGGCUCUAUAACUUUGUCGGCCAGUACAUUGACCGAAGAUGGUUUGAAAUGGGGUAUGGAAAAUUACACCAAGGUUGUCUCUGAGCUUGAAAUCCCAUCAUACAACUCCCAGCUGAAAAACCAAGCCACUGUGCUUCUCACAGACAGAGUCAAGGGCUUUUUCCUGGUACCAGAUACCGAUCUCUGGAAUUAUUCGUUCAUUCCAAACGCAUGGAACGAAGAAAUGGAAUACAGCCUGAAGCUGGACAACCCGCUUCCCUUCUACGAUGAGUUGCACCGUCCAAUUCACUUCAUGGCUUUCAACCAAAUUGAAGGAGAAGCCUUGGAGGCCGAUCAGGAUGAUCCCUUUGCCUAA
Messenger RNA from Kuraishia capsulata CBS 1993, 7245 nucleotides. RefSeq lists its product as uncharacterized. Gene Ontology annotation, biological process: mRNA splicing, via spliceosome; spliceosomal tri-snRNP complex assembly. The record is from RefSeq and is a predicted model, not a curated record. Lineage: Eukaryota; Fungi; Ascomycota; Pichiomycetes; Pichiales; Pichiaceae. Gene Ontology annotation, cellular component: catalytic step 2 spliceosome; U5 snRNP. The transcript has a single exon. The coding region runs from base 1 to 7245 and encodes 2414 amino acids. Gene Ontology annotation, molecular function: U2 snRNA binding; U5 snRNA binding; U1 snRNA binding.